AAUAAUUCUUACAUCGCAUAAUUCAUAAUCACUUUCAUUCAAAAUUAUAUUAAAAUAUUGUUCAAUCAUUUCAUUUUUAGAAUCAGUGAAAUAUUUCAGAGACGAUCCAUCAGGAUUUGUCUAUAAAAAAUGCAAUGAAACUGCCCAGACUAUUUAUUUGGAUUGUUUAAAUGCACCACAGUGUCUCGCUGGAGCCCGAUUUCACAAAGAAACUGGACAAAUUGAAAAUUUUGGCGUGCAUUCGGAUGAAAAAACAGACGAGAGUAUUGUUUUCAAGCUCAAGCUCGAGGCGUUUUUGAAAAACCAAGCACGCUCGGAUGAUUUAGUCAACAUAAGCGUACUCAAUCUGUACAAAAAUGCUCUGGCUACAAAUUUCGAGGGAAUUUGGCUACCGACCGAUCACAAAACUUUGUUUCUGGCCAAAUUACGUCGUAUUCGUAAAUACGAAAAAGAAAAAAAGAAAGCAGGCAAAGUGUGCACUCGGCCAAUUCGUGCUGCUGCUUUGACUUUGGAUGCAUCUACGUCUCCAAUGUCACCGAACUCGAUUGCUCCAGAUCAAGUUGUGGCAUCUAUUUCAAGUCAAACGUUCAAUCAAGUCUCUCAGAAAAUUUCGCCAAUUUUAUUACUGCCACCAACCGAAUUCGCAGAUGAUGUACCGCCACCGAUCGCAUUUACAAACGAUGAACCAACAUCGACACCAUUUGCGAGCCAUGUACGUUCGCUUCGUCGCUCUACCCGCAGGCUAAAUUGUUUGUCGUCGCAGGCCAAAGCACCGAGCUCGCCAUUGGAAAAGAACAUAAACAUUCGAUUGGUAGCAAAUGGUAGCCGUACUCCCAUUUGCUUUGUUUCUUCCAACAACGAACACGCAGUCACGAACGUUAAAGGAAAAAGAAAUGCGACAAAUAUGAAGGGCGCCUCAGUUGCCAAUCAAGCCUAUGGAAUCAUCACCCGAUCCAAAACAGCAAAGGCAAGAUCAGUGAAGAAUGUGACGUUUGCUGAAGGACUUGCGCAGUGCCGUCGGUCACUGUUUGCUUCAAAAGAAGAUCUUGGCGAGCCAAAUUUGAGCAAAGGCGAUGCACCAUAA
This is a messenger RNA of Contarinia nasturtii (swede midge), 1084 nucleotides long. RefSeq lists its product as uncharacterized. The coding region runs from base 530 to 1084 and encodes 184 amino acids. The record is from RefSeq and is a predicted model, not a curated record. NCBI's taxonomy places the organism in Eukaryota, Metazoa, Arthropoda, Insecta, Diptera, Cecidomyiidae. The transcript has 3 exons.